Molecule: messenger RNA, 7389 nt
Organism: Xyrichtys novacula (pearly razorfish)
Lineage: Eukaryota; Metazoa; Chordata; Actinopteri; Labriformes; Labridae
Source: the annotation of a GenBank genome assembly
GCAGAGAAUUCUGGGUAAUGCUGUAUUCCUGUGGUGUUGUUGUGUAGUCUUCAUAUUAGCAAACGGUCGAUGUACUGUCUUGUGACUUGUAGCUCACCUUCAAUCACCCAAAAUGAUGAACGGAAAGACUGUCAUCGUGACCGGUGCUAACAGCGGGAUAGGGAAGGCCACAGCAGCCGGCAUCGUGAAGUUCCAGGGCCGGGUGAUAAUGGCGUGCCGGGACCGGAGCAGGGCUGAGGAGGCAGCCCGGGAGAUCCUCCAGGAGACCGGGGCAGACAGUGCACAGUUAGUCAUCAAACAGCUGGAUCUCGCCUCGCUCAGAUCUGUGCACACUUUCUGUGAAGAGAUAAUAAAGGUUAAUGAACUGCCUAUCGUUACAAAGUUAAUUUUACGUUUCAGACAGAACGAUAAACCGAGAUCCAUUGAAAAAUCUGUAGAUUUAAAAUAUAUGACAGUAUCUUGAAAUGUAUCCAAUCAACUCAAUUCAUUGACAAAAUUCUAGUCUGGUCUGAAAUCCUGUUCAGUUCGGCAUACAUUUAUUUUUACUGAUGGAACAAAUAAGGGUUAAAUCCCAACUUCUUGGUCGUCAAUCAGACCGUCUUCUUCUAGCAACUGUGACACAAAUCUACCACCAUGGAGUUUUGAAGUUAAACUGGUGCAACUUAGUGGAUUUUGUUAUUAUAUUUAUGCCGAAAUGAGCGGCAUUUUACGUCGAUUUAAAAAAAAUACAUUUACACCAGUUGUUAUUAUUUUAUUAUUAUGUCUUCCUUUAAAUCGUAAAUCCGGACAGUUUUUUAAUGGAGCUCUAAAAAAUAUUUGUCACGGCAUAGGCCUACCGUGAACUGGCGUUUGUACCACUAUUGAAACAAAAACUACUGCAAAGGCUGUUCCAUUAGACCUGAAAUCACUAUUAUAUACGUCAUACUCUAUAGCAAAUAUACUGUAUUUGAUAUAUAGAAGCCGUAAGACAUGGGGCUCUAUUUUCGUGCCUCACCAGAGGCGAAGCACGGCGCCGUGUAAUCUUGUAUUUUGGUGAGCGGUGCAGCCCGGCGUAAGUAUCCCCCCUCUGUAACUCAGCUCCUCCCAGCGGCGUAAGUCGUAGGGAUGGAGGAGAGAGGGCAUGGAGUGGGUUUAACACAGCCGAGACCUGUAUUGACCAAUAACAUCAGCUCCUUUCCUCGCCUUUAAAUCCGCCACCGGCGAGGCGUAUUACUAUUUUCGUGAAGUAGUCAACGAGAUCAAGAGAUGUCUGAAAACAGUAAUGCCACACGAUGGCGACAGAAGGCAGCCCCUCAACAAGAGUCGCUGUAAGCACUGCAGAGGGCGUCUUGCACACUGUCUCAUAUGAGCACAGAUGGAUUUGGUGUGUAAUGUUGGACCCACUGGUAAGACAAACACCCUUUUCCACAAAUAAAGACACUCACAUAGAGUUGCAUUUACAUUUUUUAUUGAAACCCCACAUGACAAAGGUGGGUUGUGCGCACAGAUCACAACAUAAAUUCCAAUAAUGGCAUGAAAAUCGGAACCAUCUGUGCGUAAAGGACGCAUCACACUCCGUGGCCUGGCUCUUCCUUUCAUAGAUGUUGGCAUAUAAAUAAGUUUGGCUCACAAAACUAAAUAUUAUAAUAUUCGUAUGUGGGUCUAACUCCGGAUUGAAUAUUUACAGAAUCUUAAUUUGAGGAAAUCAGAUAAACAGGAAAUUUUGAGUGAAAGGUUCUUUUAUUUUAUUUUAUUUUUUUGUUCAAAUUUUCAAAGUAAAUAACUCAUCUGAUCACUAAAAUAAAUCAUCUGGUCAGCCGUGCCACCGCUGCAGCAGCAGGACGGAGAAAGGACACAGAGACAUGUCAGGUGUUGUGCCAUAGAAUGCACCCCUGCCAUAGAAUGCACCCCCUGACGGGAGCGCAGUUGAAAGUACACAACAAGGCGUAAUAAUCCAAAUUUUCCUUACCAUUGGACUGAUUCUAAAGCGUGUGCCUGUAAUGAUUUCAUUCAGGCUAUUCAGAUAAGCCGAAAACAAUAGCCCUCUGAUUACGAAUAUUUGCUGCCCUGAAAAUAUAAUGUUCUCUCCCUUAACAGCUUACUGUACAGUUUAUAUACCCAAGUACACCUCUGUAUGUGGAUUUUUUAAAUACCUAAAUACAGAACAAAAGUUUGCUGCUCCAUUUGACAUGUUGUCAUGAUCAAUACUCAUGUUUUUUUUUUUCAAUAUGAGAUAAUUUUUUUCCACUUUAAGAAGCUAAUGAGUGGAGGGGGUGCAUUCUAUGGGGGGGUGCAUUUUACGGCAUAACACCCAUCGAGCUGCGCAAGGAAGGAGGAUGAGCGGGGAGAUGAAUUAAAUAUCUUGUUAACUUCAUCAUGUGUGACUGUUUACUGGAUAUUUAAUUUAAUGCGGUUUCAGCUGUGUAAAUUCUGUCAGGUGGAGUGUCCAAAUGUGUGCCAAAUGCGCUCAUCAGAUAAAAUAUUGAUCAGAAUAUAUGAUAUAGAUCUCAAUGUAUGUGCUGACUCAGAAUAUUGGUUGUUGAUCAUUAUUUAUUGCACUGAAACUGUGGAAACCUGCCUGUGAGGCAUCGGUGACGUAUGCGUAAUACGCCACUGGUCUACCAAAAUACCACUAGACCAGCUGCGCUCUGCCUGCGCUGAAAGCUGACCAGGUUUGAAUCAGCGAGCUGUCAGCGCCCUUUUCACGCCACCGGCUGCACGCAAAUGUCUCUGCGCCAGCUGAUUCUGUCGACACCUCCCCCUGCCGCGCAUCUACGCCCAGCUUGGCAGACCUCGACGCGCCUCAGUCCAUGAAAAUACCAAACUGGCUGUGCGCCGGGCUCCGCCAGACGAAAAUACCACUGCAUGGGGUCCGCCAAUGUCCGCCACCUCACCAGCGGACACAAAAAUAAAGCCCAUGGUUAGAAUUUACUUCAGUUGCAUUGUGGCUUGACUAAUAUCCUACAGGAUUUGGGUUUGGACAUCAUAUUUGAACAGAAAUAGACAUUUAACUUUUUUUUUCUUGUAAAGUUUGGUUCUGUACAAGUUUGAAGAUCUGCUCUUUGUGCUGCUGAACAGGAGGAGCCCCAGGUGGAUGUUCUUAUCAACAACGCCGGCAUUUACCAGUGUCCUUACACCAAAACAGAGGAUGGCUUUGAGAUGCAGUUUGGUGUCAACCACCUGGGCCAUUUCCUGCUUACGCACCUGCUGCUGGACCUCCUGAAAUGCUCAGCACCUAGCAGGAUCGUAGUGGUCUCCUCUAAACUCUACAAACACGGGCACAUCAACUUUGAGGAUCUUAACAGUGAACAGAGCUACGACAAAGCCUUUGCCUACAGCCGCAGCAAACUGGCCAACCUGCUAUUCACGUGUGAGUUAGCUCGCCGUCUGGAAGGCAGUGGAGUCACAGUGAACGCUCUGACUCCGGGUAUUGUGAGGACUAAUCUGGGGAGGCACGUUCAGGUCCCGGUUUUAGCUAAGCCCCUGUUUAACCUGCUCUCCUGGGGCCUGUUUAAGAGCCCUGAGGAGGGAGCUCAGACUUCAGUGUAUUUGUCCUGCAGCCCAGAUGUAGACGGUGUGCAGGGCAAGUGCUACGCAGACUGUAAACCUCAGGUUCUGCUGGACAAGGCCACAGACCAGGAAGUGGCCAGCAAGCUGUGGGACAUCAGUGAGAUCAUGGUGGGAAUAACCACAUGACAGCUCAGGUUCAUUUAAGCUCCCAGAGCAGGUGAUGUGAAAAGACUGAAAUCCAAAAUGAAAAUGAAUGUUUUGUGCUUUGAUCUGAACGCCAUACAGUGUUAGUAAAAGCUGCACUAAAGCCAGAAAAAUGUUAUUUUAUGUUAUUCUCUCAUGAUGCCUAAAAAUUGCUGAAAAAUACAGUAGCGUUAAAAUCAAAAGCAUGUCUUUUUUUUUUUUUUUAUAAGUUAAUCUACUAGGAAAUAGACAAGGUCAGUUUGCCCUUCCAAAGUGUCUGAAAAUUUAGAGUUUUGCACUUUUAUGCUCUGAUUACAGAAUCCUUCAAUCCAACUCCAGUAUUGUCAGAGGUGUAUGAGCGUGUUUGAUCCUCUAUCACGCAUUCCAUCGUUUAGAUUUACAGAGAAGCUUAUCCAAAGACUGAUGUCCUCUAUCAAAUAAGACUCCCUCGAGUUUGCAGAGCCUCUUCAUGCCACACCGUAGUCAGGUGAAUUUGUGGGUCAGAGGUCCUGAAAUUCUCUGAAAAAUUUCCAGUGUAUGCCUGAAAAGGACCUAAUAGCAUCCUGCAGAUUUUCCAGUUAUAUUGUCAGUAAGAUUGUCCUGAGGUCCUAAGAUUUAAAAAAAAAAAUGUCCAAUCCAAACUUCAUCUCAAAAGCAAAAAUCCGAAGCCUCAUUUGUUUGUCAUACAGACAGACCCGACAUCAUAAAUUUUAACUCAGUAAAACUCCACAUUAUGGCGUUGUUAUUUCAGGAUCCUAUGAAUCUGUUUCUGGGUUCGUGGACCUGAUGGAAGAUAGAUUCUGGCAGGUGUGUGACUUUCUAGAUACAAAGAAACAGGGACUCAGUGGAGACAGAUCCACAGGCAGGACUGGACUGGAAUGAUCAUUCAGACCAGGAAAUGCUCUGUCUCCAAAACACAGAUCUAGAGGGACAGCAACAAAAUAAGACAUCUCUGGCUCUACACCAAAAAUAUUGUCAUCUCUGUCUGCAAACUUGAUGUUUUUGGGUCACAUGACUGAACAUUAUGCAGGAAUUUCAAAUGAAAUCCUCUGAUUUUGUUUGAAACACUGACUUACCUGGUGGUGCCGUGCAGAAAAAUAUUGGAUUUGAACAUUUGGCAGCAUCUCCCACAGGCCCCUCAAAGUCUUAAGUCAAUAAAUGUAAGGAAAGCAUUUCAUUAAGUCCUGACAAAAUACAAGAAAAAAAAUUGAAAACAUUAUUUCUAAAAACAGAAAUAUUUUCUUAAGUUUUGAAAACAAAAAGCAUUUAAUAAUCGACAGUAUUUUGGAAGUGCAAAUCAAUUUUGAAAACACAAAAUAUUUCUAAAAAAUUUAUUUAGUCCAAUUGUUUACUUUUUUAUGUGUGCACGUUAAAAUGUACUGGUGUUUCAAAAAUAUUUUUAUGUUUUCAAAAUAUAAAUAUGUCUCCAUUUUUGAUUUUUAAAACUAAUUGUGUUAUUGAAGAUAAUUUUGUGUUAAAAAAAUGACUUUUGGUUUUCAAAACACUUUGAAGAGUUUUAAGAGUUAAUGUGUGUUUUUCCAAAUCAGUCUUUAUCUAAAAAAUGUUUUGUCCUAAUUUUCUGCUGAGAUAUUUUUGAGUUUCAUUAUUUUUUAAUUUAUUUAUCACUUUCCUUAUACAUUCGUGGUGGGUCUGUUAUCUAAUUGUACUUUAAACCUUCAUAAUUAGGUGUUCGUAAUAGAAUAAUACUCUGUGACUUGCUUCAUUUACAUUCUGCCUCAUUUACAAACAGGCUCCAGGAGAAAUCCAGUUUCUUCAGGGGUUAGUUAGGCUUCAGUCAGCCAUGCUGGUUACUCUGAGAGUGUCCAUUAGAGGGGAAUGUUUUCUCUUCAGGUCACCUACAGAUACAGAGCUUCACCUUACAUGAAAUGUUUGUGAGACCCCCAGGAUACAUAAUGAUUUUCCCACCGGUAUUCUUCAUUAGGACAUUUUCUGGAUCAUUUAUCCAGAGCUGGAAAACACAGGCAGCUGCUUUAUCAAAUCCAUCUCACACAAAAUGUUCCCGGGCCUUUUUAAUGGCAGCUCCAUUCUAUUUGUCUUACAAAUAACUCCAAUUAGUGCAAUUACUGAGUUUAAUGUCCUUAAUCGGCGCAGGAAUAUUGAGGUUCUGCAGUAUGCUAAUACAGAUGUCAGGGCCUCACUCAGGCUGCUUAUGCCUGGAGGUCCAACACAUAAUGGUUCCAUUAAAAAUGCAUUAAAUCUGUCUUUUUCUCAGCUUCUGUUGGACUCACUGCGCUCAGGUCUCCACUGCAAUCAGCCCACAGAAAUGUGCUGUACCUGUGCUCCUGCAGCUGUGGUUUUUACACAUGAUAACAACCAGAGGAUGCUCUAUUUUGGAGGCAUAUUUUGUUAUUUUUAUUUUGAAAAAGGAAAAACAAUAUUAUUCAUACAUGGAUGCACAAGUCAAAAAAUAAUGCAAAGUUAGCCAGUGGCUAUGCAAAAUAGAGUCCUGACUGACAUGAUCUGAAGUCAGGGUUGUGUCUCUGAGUUUCUGUUGGUCAUGAUACUAAAACGUUCACCCCUGCACCUCGAUGAUUGGUGAACAAUGAGGAAGAGAGGUCAAAACCAUUGGUUGCUCCAGGCUGUAAACAUGCUGUAAAAAUCUGCUCUUCAUUGUGGGACCUAAUGUGGUUUCUUUAUCUUUUGGAGACAGCCUUAAGUGGACACUCAAGGAACUGCAGCCGUGUUUGCACCUCCUACCUGGCUUUAACUUUAAAACUUAAACUUUAUAUUGGCCAAAACCGUUGAUCUUUCUGUUUAACUAUUUAGGGCAAGAAUGACUCAGAUAUAUACAGUCACAGGCCCAGUCCUCCAGACUGCUGCACAGCCUCAGCUCCACUGUGGCACGAGCAGACCUGACCUUACAUCACAGCUGAUGUUAGACAUGAUGGUGCAAUGCGGCCACAACAACAGUGUACAACAACAAAAUUAGAUGAGGUGAUGAAAAUGUUGUAAGAAUGUGUGAGAAGAAUGUAGUUUUACGUAUCAAGAUGUCAGCGUUUAAUUGUUCCAAGCUGUAACCUCCACAUAACCUUCAGAAUCAGCUACAGUGCUGCAGAAACACAGACCUCUCCAGAGCAGAUAACAGUAAAAGACAGACUUAAGACCUCAACUGUGGCCACAGCUCACAAACCAAUGACCACAUUUGACAAACCAGUGACCACAGCUGAGGAAAACCUGCCCACAGUUUACAGACUCCUACCCAAAUCCUUAGUUGAUCAAACCAUGAUAGCAGUUAACAAACCCACUAGUUUACAAAAUGAUGUACAUAGUUUAGGAAUUAUACCCACACUGUAAAAACUCAUGCCCACAGUUUGCUAACCAUUUCCAGUUUAAAAACCUGUGCUGAAAGAAAGCACAGCCUGCCUGUUUUUGAAACCUAAACACAGUUUAUAAAAUUUGGGGUGAAGUUUGAAAACUCAUAUCCACAGUUUUACAAAAUCCUGCCCACAGUGAACAAACUUGCACUUAGAGUUACAGAUUUUUCUCACUGUAUAAGUGCAAAAGCUGGAACCAUGCACACAAUUAUGAAAACUUUAUCUCAGCCGAUAAAUUAAGUCUACACCAUGCUCACAUCCACCAAAACUGUGCCAACAACCACAAAGACCAUGUGACCAGUUCACAAAGCCAUGCCUACAUCCAGCAAAACCACCCACAGGUUAAAAAUUCAUGCUCAGUUAAAAGAUAUACGCCCAAAGU